AUGGUUUCCUCGAGCCCGCUGGUGAAAAAACAACCGUCCCGUCCGGUGUAUCACUGUGACAAGUGUACCAAGACCUACAACCGACCGUGUCUCCUCGAACAGCAUCAGCGUUCCCACACCGGCGAGCGCCCGUUCCAAUGCACUCAGUGUGAUAAGCUGUUUCUUCGCAAAUCCCACUUGACGGCCCAUCUCGUCUCCCACUCAUCCGAGGAAGAAAAACCGUUCAAAUGUAAGGUGUGUGGCAAAGGGGUAAACUCAGCUCAGCAUUUAAAGCGUCACGAGGUCACCCACACCAAGUCGUUUCAAUGCCCUCAUUGCGAAGAGACGUUCUACAAGCAUCAACUGAUGCGCCACCAUAUCCGUCGGGAACACGAAAAACCGCUACAGUGUAAGGACUGUGGCAAGCAGUUUUCCCGGCCAAACCGUCUCACGGCUCACCAACAAAAAUACCAUGGCGAACACCCUACCUACCAGUGCGACCACCCCGGUUGUUUCAAAACACUACAGACAUGGUCGGCCCUCCAACUCCAUGUCAAAGAUGAUCAUCCUAAAUUGAUUUGUCCCAUUUGUGGCCGUGGGUGUGUCGGUCAACGUGGGCUCGACAACCAUAUGCUUUGUCAUGGUGACGACUCGAUUAAACUUUGGAAAUGUAAUUAUUGCGUCGCCGAGUAUCCAAAGAAAGCUCAUCUCAUCGAUCACUACGAUGACGUUCAUGAUGGUAAUAUCCCUGAAGAGCUUCUCAAACCCAAGGAGAAGGUGAGACUUCAGGCGCUCUUGAGUGAGUCUACCAUAUCGGGUCUUCCUGAACGCACUUACGAUAGCGAGGCAUCUACUCCGCCUACUGGCUCGGUGAGAUCGGAUCGAUCGCUUCUGAAGUUUAAUAAUACCGUGGGAAAGACUGACUUGAAGAGAUUUAUGACUGAUAAUUAUAUCAGCCAUCGGUACUUCUGUCCUCGUCCUAAAUGUGAUCGUACGUUUGCUCGUGAAUACGAUCUUAGACGUCAUGUCUUAUGGCAUGAGGAGCAAUUAAUUAAGAUUAACGCGUUUUUGGAAGGAUUGGAGGCUGAAGAACGGGCUGCAAAAGAAAAAGAACUAGAGGAAAACGGUAACUUGGAUGCUGAUAUUGGUGGAGACUCGUCCGAUGAUGACGACUUCGAUGAUUCUAGCAACGCCGGUGUCAGCACUAAUGGUGAUCACGACGAUGGCAGUGAAGACGAUGAUGAUGAUGUCGUUGCGGCACCGCGAGGCAAACGAAGGAAUGGUGCUGUCAACUUCUCCGGUUCUGAAUCUGGAUCUUCAACUAAACGUUUCAAGAUUGAGUCUUCCGUUGAUCAGGAAUCCGCUUGUGAGAGUGAUGAGGAGGAUGCCGAGCUUGACGCAAUGAUCGAUAAUGAGCUCAAACAAAUGACCGCAGGCUCGGUUACAAGCUCGGUUCCCCCAGAAGAUGAUGACCAUUCUAGCGGUGGAGACUCUCCAAUCAUCAUCAAGGUUGAAGAGAUAGAGGGUAAUUAG
Messenger RNA from Diutina rugosa, 1512 nucleotides. It is a transcript of the gene PZF1, whose product is annotated as Pzf1p. The coding region runs from base 1 to 1512 and encodes 503 amino acids. The transcript has a single exon. Gene Ontology annotation, molecular function: DNA-binding transcription factor activity; RNA polymerase II cis-regulatory region sequence-specific DNA binding. The record is from RefSeq and is a predicted model, not a curated record. NCBI's taxonomy places the organism in Eukaryota, Fungi, Ascomycota, Pichiomycetes, Serinales, Debaryomycetaceae. Gene Ontology annotation, biological process: regulation of transcription by RNA polymerase II.